Molecule: messenger RNA, 1259 nt
Organism: Pocillopora damicornis (cauliflower coral)
Lineage: Eukaryota; Metazoa; Cnidaria; Anthozoa; Scleractinia; Pocilloporidae
Product: lysosomal Pro-X carboxypeptidase
Biological process (GO): proteolysis
Molecular function (GO): serine-type exopeptidase activity; dipeptidyl-peptidase activity
Source: RefSeq, a predicted model, not a curated record
CGAAGAGACAGUGCGAGAAUUUAGCAAUAAUAGUAGCCAACGAAACCAAAAGAUACAUCUUCUGAGGCAAAGGAUCUAGGUAUUUUUAGAGUUGAAAACAAUAACAAUAACCCGUGCCGAUCACGAGGAAAUCACACGGAUGAAUCGUCACGAGGUCACCGAAGUCACGAGUUAGGCUGGGAAACAGACAAAUACACGAAAGACGUCACAGUACCUACUACUUCAGAUGCAAGGGAUAAGCGACUAACGAUCAUGGCUGCAUUUGAAGAUUUUUGUAGGAUUACACUCCUUUUUCUAGUCGUUAUUUCUGCAAGUGAUGCCUUCCGUCUUCGAGCUAAUUUUCCUCGACCGCAAGGGAAGGAUUUUGGACUUCACGCGAAGAGACAUUUGUGUCCGUUUUGCAUCUACGAGACGAAAACGUUUAGCCAGAAGCUGGAUCAUUUUGGCUUCAGUGACAAUCGCACUUUUCCACAGCGUUACCUUGUGGCCAGAAAGAACUGGGUAGAAGGAGGACCAAUUCUCUUUUAUACCGGAAAUGAAGGAGACAUCACCUGGUUUGCAAACAACACGGGAUUCAUGUGGGACAUCGCUGGGGAAUUUAAAGCCAUGCUAGUUUUUGCAGAGCAUAGGUACUACGGCAAGUCGUUACCAUUUGGAAAGCUGUCUUACAAGGGACCGAAGUAUUUAGGAUAUUUAACUUCAGAGCAAGCUUUGGCUGACUUUGCAGUACUUAUUCAUCACAUAAAGUACUGGGCCGAGAUUCAGUAUGGUGGCAAGAAACUAAAAGCUCACAGUAAUAUAGUGUUCAGUAACGGUGCCCUUGAUCCCUGGGCUGCAGGCGGGGUUACCCGCAACAUAAGCGACAGCCUCAUUGCUGUACUGAUUGAAGAUGGUGCCCAUCACUUGGAUUUGAGACAUAAAAACCCGUUGGACCCUCCGUCAGUCGUGCAGGCGCGAAAUUUGGAGAAAUACUACAUCAGCAGAUGGAUUGCCGAAGCCGAGAAAAAGAAAAAGGAUAAAGCCAAGCUUAGAAUUUCUGAUAAGGGAAAGUUUAGGAGUAUAUCAAUUCGAUGAUCUGUUAGUUGUUAAAAUAUAACAGCGAUUUUGUUUAUUUUUGUAUAAGCCGGCUUAAUCCUUUUUAAGUUUUCUACUUUGGGCACGAAUUUUUUUUCAACGAUGUUUCUUUCCUAUAAAUUAAGUAUAGUAAAACGAAAAUUAAGGCGAUCGUAGCAGCCAAUCAAAACAAAUAAUUGACAAAG